AUCCUAAAAUAUUCACUUUCCCUCAAAUACGACAACCAAAUUCAAUUCAAUUUUCUUUUCUUAUUCUUCUUCUUAUCAUUAAAUUAAAUAAAUAAUAUAAUUACUCCUUAAUUAAUUAAAUAUAGAAUUCAAGAAGUCUGACCCGAUAGUCAAGUCACAAAAUCUGCAUGUGUACGUACCCUUUAAAUGCCAUCGAAAAAGAGAGAGAGAAAAUAAAGAGAAUCCUCCCUCUUCCUUUUUUUCCUCUCUGCCACUUUUUCAGGUUUUCUGUUUCUCUCUAUAAAGAAAAUUCAAUUAUUCACCUUACUCGAGACCUUUAAUAUAAUUCACCUUACUAUAAACACACACAACCAGUACAAUCUUUUUUUGAAAACUUGUGAAAUGGGGUUAAGUGCUUGAGAUUCUCUCUUUGAAAAGCGAAAUCAAUUUCUUUUUUGUUUACGAAUAUGGCUAUACAAGCGCAGAUGUAUACGGAUAAUUUUGGGUUUUCGUUAGGGGGUUCUUCUUCGCAGGAUUUGAUGGUGGAGAAUAAUAAUGGUUGUGGAUUUAAUCAGUUCUGUUUUAAUACGCAACAACAACAGACACAGCAACAACCCAUUAUUCAACAGAAUUUUCAACAGCAACAGAUUUUCACCCAGAAAUUCGUCAAUCAGAAUUUGAUGAAUAACAACAUUCUGCCUAAACAGUACGGUAAUAUUGCUGAAUCAAUGCCUUUUUCUCAGUUUCUAGCUACCGAGAUUGAAAAACAGAGGAUUGAAAUCGAUCAGUUCAUCACCUUACAGAAUGAAAAAUUGAGGUGGGUGUUAAACGAGCAGAAGAAGAAACAGCUUGCAUUGAUCUGGAGAAAAUACGAAACGAAACUUUUGUUUCUGUUAAAGCAGAAGGAUGAAGAAAUUGAUAAAGCGGCAAACAGGACAAAGGAGCUAGAAGAAUACUUGAAGAAAAUUGAAAUGGAGAAUGAAGCAUGGCAAAGAAUCGCCAAUGAAAACGAAGCCAUUGUUGUGUCAUUAAACAACACAAUCGAACAACUAAAAGAAAGUGGCUAUUUUUUGUCGACUAAUGGAGGUGUGGAAGAAGAUGCAGAAUCUUGCUGUGAUGUUCAUCAUGAUGAUGAUGAAGAACAAAAUACUACACGAAAGAUGAUUUGCAAAAGCUGCAAUUCUCGAUUCUCGUGCAUGGUUUUCUUGCCUUGUCGACAUCUUUCUUCAUGCAAAGCUUGUGAUUCUCUUCUUCAUCAAUGUCCUGUUUGUGGUGUAGCCAAGAAAGCCAGCAUUGAAGCUUUGAUUUGAUUAAAUCAAAGAAUAGAGCCUUUUGCUUCGCGGGAGGUUUGAUGCACCGGCCCUUCGCUUUACGGAGAAAAAUUUCAUCAGAAAAGAGAAAAAGACAUUGGUAAAUGGGUAGUAAGCCUAACGGAAGCUUUUGUGCAUUGCAUUGUGGAGAAAAGUGGAAAAGACAUUCUAAAUGGUUAGUAAACCUAACGGGAGCUUUAGUUCAUCGCCUAUCACUUUACGGGAAAAAAAUUUCACCAGGAAAAAAGCAUUGGUAAAUGGGUAGUUAAAUUCAUUAAUUUCUUUUUUUUUGUUAAAGUACUUUUGUCAGGGAAGAUUUACUGAUCUGUUUUCGGGGUUUUGUAAUUUUGUGUACUUUUUUUGAUGAAAUCCCCUGCUGGAAUUGCUGAUGAUAUGAUGAAAUGAUGAAUAGUGUUACUGGUGUUUUAGUGUA
Molecule: messenger RNA, 1722 nt
Organism: Capsicum annuum
Lineage: Eukaryota; Viridiplantae; Streptophyta; Magnoliopsida; Solanales; Solanaceae
Product: probable BOI-related E3 ubiquitin-protein ligase 2
Exons: 2
Coding region: 447-1289 (280 amino acids)
Molecular function (GO): ubiquitin-protein transferase activity
Source: RefSeq, a predicted model, not a curated record